Molecule: messenger RNA, 1647 nt
Organism: Monoraphidium neglectum
Lineage: Eukaryota; Viridiplantae; Chlorophyta; Chlorophyceae; Sphaeropleales; Selenastraceae
Exons: 6
Coding region: 1-1647 (548 amino acids)
Cellular component (GO): nucleus
Source: RefSeq, a predicted model, not a curated record
AUGACACUCAAGGGGGUGCGGCGGACGCUGGAGGGGGACCUCGGCCUGCCGGCCAAGGCUCUUGACGAGCAGAAGGACGUCGUGACGCGGCUGCUCGAUGCGGUGCUGCUGGGCAAGGCGGCCGCGGCACCCAAAAGCGAAGACAAGGAGAAUGGAGCGCCAGCCCCCGCGGCCAAGAAGCAGCGGGGCCCCAAGGCGGCCACGGCCCCCAAGCCCAAGAGAAAGGCGAAGGAGGCGGCGCCAAAGAAGCCGCGCGGGCGGAAGCAGGCCGCCGACAGCGACGAGGGAGACGGGGACGACGAUCUCGGCGGAGGCAGCGAGGCGGGCAGCAGCGACGACGAGGAGGAGGCACGACCGCGCAAAAAGGGCCGCGGUGGCGGCGGCGGCGGCGCGGUGGCGGCGAGGGCGGCGCCACGCAAGCAUGGGGAGGGGGUGGAGCGGCUCAAGGGGAUCUGCAGGCGCGCGGGCGUCACUGUGGGCCCCCACGUGUACGUGAAGAAUAAGGAUGACGACUCCCUGUAUGCGGCCCUGCGGGACCUGCUGCGCCCCCACGGCCUCGGCCCAGACAGCAACAAACACCAGAUCGCGAGGGUGGCGAACAAGCUGCGGCUGGCAAAGGACCUGGAGGGCAUCGACACCAAAAACAUAAUAGAGGACGAGCCCGGGGCGCGCCCGCGGCGCGCCGCGGCCGCACGCGUCGACUUCCGGUCGAUAUACAUGAACGGGGAAGGAGACUCUGGCGAAGACAGCGAAGAGGAGGACGAGGAGGGGGGCAGCAGCGACGGCGGCAGCGGCUCGGACGCGGCAAGCGGCAGCGGCAGCGACAGCGAAGGCGGCGGCGGCAGCGGGGAGGAAGACGAGGAGGGCGGCAAAAAGCAGCGGCGCAAGCAGGCCGGCGGCAAGAAGGCAAAGCCCGCGGCCGCCAAGCGCGAGCGGCCGCCGCAGAAGGCAGCGGGGAAGGGGAAGGCGGCGGAGGCGCCGAAGAAGAAGCAGUGGGCGGUGUCAGAGGACGAGGAGGAGGAGGGCGGCAGCAGCGGGAGCGGGAGCGAGCCGGAGGACUCGGCAGGGGAUUCGGACGGCAGCCCUGUGCCCGCCAAGCGCAAGCGCGCCGCCGCCCCCCAAAACCCGCGCGCUCAGCCCGGCGGCAGCGGAGCAGCCGGGUCGGGUGGCAAGGCGGGCGCGGCGGGCCGCGGCGGCGCAGCCAACGGCAGCGGGGCGGCGGCGGUAGGGGAGGGCGGCGGCGGCAGCGGUUUAGAGGACGAUGGGGUCGGGCUGGGCGAUGGCGGCGCCGGCGGCGGCGCCGGUGCGGGCGGCGGGAAGAAGAAGGCGCAGCGGCAGCGGCAGCGGCUGAUCAGUGACGACGAGGAGGAGGAUGGCGCGGAUGAGGACAAAGGGGGCCAGCGGCGGGAUGGCGGGCAGGGGGAGGGGGAUGAUGACGACGAUGAUGAUGGGGCGCCCAUAAUCAGCCAGGUCAGGGCCAAGCAGGGCGGCGGCGCGGGCGGGGGCAGCAAGCAGCCGGCGGCGCGACGAGGGGCGGGGCCAAAUAAGCGGGUGGUGGAGGAGAGCGAGGAGUCGGCUGAGUCGUUGUCGGAAGGCGGCGACGACAGCGACGAGGACUUUGAAGGCGGCGGUGACGACAGCGAGUGA